UCUAACAGGAGGAAACGGGACUGGCAGCGGGCGGGACCCCGGUAACGGGACUGGCAGCGGGCGACCCAGAUUCAAGAUGACCAGUGAAUUAAAUGUAUGCAGUCACGUGAAGGUGGUGGUUCGAGUCCGUCCUGAAAAUGAGAGAGAAAAACAAGGGAAUUUCAACACCGUUGUCCAAGUGGUGGAUAAUCACAUGUUGGUGUUUGACCCCAAAGUAGACGAGGUGAACUUUUUCCAAGGCCGACGUAUUGCAAACAGAGAUAUCACCAAAAAGAAAAACAAGGAUGUUAAAUUUGUGUUUGAUCGGGUUUUUGGUGAAUACUCCACUCAGGAUGAAGUAUUUGAACAUACGACCAAAUUUGUUCUUGAUGGUGUACUAAAUGGAUAUAACUGCACAGUUCUGGCCUACGGAGCCACAGGAGCUGGGAAGACGCACACGAUGCUUGGCACUGCUGGUCAGCCUGGAGUCAUGUACCUUACAAUGAUGGAUUUGUACAAUCGGAUUGAAAUUGUGAAAGAAGAAAAGCUGUGUGAUGUUGCUCUUUCCUACCUAGAGGUGUACAAUGAACAAAUUCGUGAUCUUCUGGCAAAUUCUGGACCCUUAGCUGUACGAGAAGAUGCUCAGAAAGGGGUUGUUGUGCAAGGAUUAACACUGCAUCAGCCAAAGUCAGCGGAGGAAAUCCUUCAGUUGCUGGAUUAUGGGAACAAAAAUAGGAGUCAGCAUCCAACAGAUGUUAAUGCAUCCUCGUCACGAUCACAUGCUGUCUUACAGAUUUACUUAAGGCAGCAAGACAAAACCGCAAGCAUAAAUCAAAAUGUUCGGUUAGCCAAAAUGUCUUUAAUCGAUUUGGCCGGUUCAGAACGAGCCAGUGCUACAAACGCCAAGGGUGCACGUUUGCGUGAAGGUACGAACAUCAAUCGCUCAUUGUUGGCUCUUGGAAACGUCAUCAAUGCUCUAACAGAUCCAAAGACAAAGAAGCAGCAUAUCCCAUACCGAAAUAGCAAACUUACCCGUCUGCUGAAGGAUUCAUUGGGAGGAAAUUGUCGCACAAUCAUGAUUGCAGCUGUUAGUCCAUCAUCCUUGUCCUAUGAAGAUACCUACAAUACUCUGAAAUAUGCCAACCGGGCCAAAGACAUCAAAUCGGCAGUAAAGAGUAACGUUGUAAGUUUGGACAGUCACAUUAGUCAAUAUGCCAAGAUCUGUGAGGAACAAAAGAAAGAGAUUGCAAUGCUAAAAGAAAAACUAAAGGCCUACGAAGAGCAAAAAAUGCUUGUUUCUGAUCAACCGAAUGGGUUACGUCAAUCAAGUCAAGAACAGACUGAAAUUAAAAGAUAUCAAGAAGGCCUCAAGUCAAUUUUCAAAAACCGAGAGGACAUAAGAGCAGAUUAUCUUAACCAAGAAAUGCGCUCGAAAGAAAAUGAGCUUAAAACUUUCUACCAACGGCAGCAUCUCGAACAAAUUCAAAUGAUUUCCUCCCAAGAGAAGGUGGUGAAGGCAACUGGUAAGAGAGAUCACCGACUAGAGGUGCUCAAAAAUCAAAGUGUACUCAUUCAGAAGAAAAAGGAGGAGGAGAUAAAGCGCUUUGAAGAAAAUACGAACUGGCUUCAUCGCAUUGAAAACGAAAUGCGCUUGUUAGGGCACGAAAACAAGAUGCCAGAGGAGCUGGGCAGGGAUUUGCAAUGCUGCCACUUAAAGUUAGAGGUAAAGGAUUUAAAAGCACAGAUUGAACACAUGACUCGACUCAUGACCCUCCAUGAACGAGAAAACAGAUAUAAUGAAAAGCUUUUAAAUGCUUUAUUGCCGAAUUUCAGAAAACAAUAUUUACUGUUAAAACAGGAGGGGCUUGCAAAUAUUGCUGUAGAGACAGAUUUUGUUGAAAUUGAGCACCUUGUCAGCCGAGAGAAAGCCGUUGUAUGGGCAGACCAGAGUAUUCUUGAAGAUCCUAACAAGCUUGACGGUCCCGAGUUAGCCUCAAUUGUAUCAUUCCCACAUCUGAUAAGCAAUCAAACAACUCCAUGCCGAGGAGAGAAAUGCGCACAGCAAUUGCAGUUAGAAGGCAGAAAAGCACAAACUGAAAGCACUAGGACAGUUGUCAAAGCAACUAUUGCAGAGAAAACUUUAACUAAUGACCUGCCCUCAGAGUUUGAAAAAACCCUCCCCCUUCAACCGUCAGACAAUGUUAUUCCACCUAAAAAGACCAGGAGAAAGUUAAUGCCAUCACCAUUGUGUCAGGAAAAUGUUGACUCUCGCUUUUCGAAGAAGAAUCAGCACGACGAUUCAGUCCUUGGUGAUCUAGCUCCUAUUGUGUACACUCCAGAAAGUUGUAAUAGGACCAUAAAUCUUCCCAAGGAAGGAGCAAACGUUCCAUGCUUGCAAGAAAAGAACCUAAACCUAACACAUUUCACCACCAAAGACCAAGUGAUCCCGACAAAGCAAGUGGCAAAAGUCUCAUGUUUACAAGAAAAGGGGGAAAAUGCCACCAGUUUUAUGGCCCAUGACAAGGGAAAGCAGAACUUUGGUUUUACCUUCCGCAUGACAACGGGGGUUGAAAAAGCCGAUAUGAACUCAACAGUAAUUCUCUCUGAAGACAACAAUGACAUUAAUUGUGAUUUGCAAAGGACUGCACUUCCGUCAUUGCAGAGUAAAAAUCUUGGAAAACUAAACGAGAAGCCGUCCUAUAUGGCAAUGACUUCAGCCGCUGAAAGAAAAAGAAAGCUAUUAAGUCUUGCAGGAAAUAGCGCAAUAAAAGAGGAUAACCCACUCCUACCCACUGCCAAACGGGUAAAGCAGGAUAUCCCCUUUGAGUGUAAAGCCUUGAGAGUUCGGAAACUAGAAGGGGGUCUAAAAAACAAGGACAGUGGUGCACAACGACGGCUGCCGCGCAGUAUUUCAGACGGAAACCUGCCGUUUGGUGCUAAAAAGAAACCUUUCUCUUUUCUGGGAUCAACUUAUGCCUUUCGCCAAAACGCAAAGAAAAAAUAAAGUUGAUAUCCUCCCAAUAUGUGAUCUAUACUUUUUAAGAUACAUCUGCAAACCAUGCAUUUGCUCCAUGUAGUUUCAGAUCAUUUAGAAGAACACCGUGGACAGCAUUUAUAAAGUCAAGGAAAGUAAACGAAGAAAUGAGAAAGAAUUGCUAAAAUUGUUCCAGUUCCUAAUGUCCUGCAGUUUGGAAUAUUGUUUACAGCAGUGCUGUACUUUGGCUAUUGUAUUUCCAUAUUACAGACUGGCUUACGUUUCUGGCACUACAGCUGUUGUGGUUUUGGUCUAGCAUGAUGCUUAGUUAAUACCUUCUGUAUCGUAGUGAUGCAUAACCCAGGGGUCGCUUGAGUACAGGGUCAGUCAAACAUUGUACCCAACCGCAUUUAUUAAUAUUUGAGGUGCAAACUAUCAGAUAUUUAUUUAAAUCCUGGCAUGUCAGUGCUCCAAAUAUGACUCCAAUAACAUGGGAUAAAAUGGAGUAUUGUUUCUUUAAAUCCGUGUUAGCCUGUAGGUAGCCCUCCUGCUCCAACUACACCUGUCAGCCCGCCGGAGGACUGCAUGUUGGCAUAUUAUGUCCUAAAGCAAUAUCGUUUGCCAGUCUGCAUCCAUUUGCAGUUAUGCCAUGUGUACCCAAUGUUUGCGCACUCCUUAAUAUUCCUGCCAGUUCAUGUGGGGCUUCAUUGGAAUAGUGAGCUUUCUAUUUUUAUUAAUGGGUUUUAAGUAAAGGGAAGAUGCCUUUAUGUUUCCUAUAUUCUGAGUAUAUCUCAAGGCUUGGUAGUACCUUUAGUUAAUACUACGCCAACCCCCUUGUCCGUAUUGCAAACACUGGGAGCCAUGUUUGCUAUGAGCUGGAGCAACACGAAAGCUGUCUUUGUGACCGUCCAUUACUUGAAUAAGAUACAGAAACCUGCCUCGAUGCAAACAUUUCGUGGAAUCAUUGACUUAAAUUCUUUCAGAAGCACCAAACACGUUAAUUCUUGUAUCAAGAAGUGUACUGUUAGCAGAUAUUUUACCAUGAUGGCAUUAAAGCCAAAAUCAUAGCACCCAAUCCUGGUGUACUUGAGAUUUUAAUCAUUUUUGUUCUAGUUUGUUUUUCUUGAAAUCCUGAGUUUUGUGUGUUUUAGUUUUAGUUGAGUGCAUUUUUCUUUCCAUUCACUGAAAUUGCAUUGUUUCUUUAGACACAGACUACUCAUUCAAUCUUUUAUUGGCAGACAGGACUUCCCCACACAUUGCGGUAAGGCAGAAAGCAUUAGCUGAGCAGCUGCAGACCCAAGCACCAAGUUUAUAAAAAAAAAUCUACAACUUUAAGAGUUUCCUGUAAGCUAUGGUUUCUCCUAAUGGUUUCUGUGAAUGAUCAUUAUGAAUGAUAUUUUAUUUUUACAUUGUAAAUAUUUGUUUCCUGUGUUAUUAAUAUUUUUCAUGUGUCUGUAAAUGUAUAAAG
Messenger RNA from Pelobates fuscus (common spadefoot toad), 4421 nucleotides. It is a transcript of the gene KIF18A, whose product is annotated as kinesin family member 18A. Gene Ontology annotation, biological process: microtubule-based movement. Bases 77 to 2983 code for a protein of 968 amino acids. Gene Ontology annotation, molecular function: microtubule motor activity; ATP binding; microtubule binding. The transcript is spliced from 18 exons. The record is from RefSeq and is a predicted model, not a curated record. Lineage: Eukaryota; Metazoa; Chordata; Amphibia; Anura; Pelobatidae.